Bipolaris sorokiniana ND90Pr is the source of this 650-nucleotide messenger RNA. RefSeq lists its product as uncharacterized. The coding region runs from base 93 to 404 and encodes 103 amino acids. Lineage: Eukaryota; Fungi; Ascomycota; Dothideomycetes; Pleosporales; Pleosporaceae. The transcript has 2 exons. The record is from RefSeq and is a predicted model, not a curated record.
ACCCCAUACACACAUAGCUCUCGCAUAAAUACUUUUAUUUCCUACCCGUCCAAGUUCUUCAAGGACAAUCAUCUCUUCGGUUAUCCGCAAUCAUGAAGUUCUCCAUCACUCUACCAGUCAUCGCUGCCAUCCUGAAUGUCGCUUCAGCAGACCUCCACUACGGUGGCAUUUGUGCUGACUGGCCCAAUGGUGCAGCAACCUACAACCAAGGCGCCACACAAAAGGCCUGCGACUCGUACUUCAGGCGAAAUACUGGCAACGAAAAAUGGGACAAGUGUCCUGACUGCAAGAUGGCAGACAAGGGUGGCAUUUCCAUCUGCACCUCCUAUGACUGGCACAUGGGCGGUGAUGAGUGGGAAUACUACUGCAAGAUGCACGGUGCCGGUGGCGCUAUCGCUUCUUAAGUCAGAUAAUCAGGGACGACUAAGGGAUUGGAUCGAUUUUGCACCAUCAACAUACCGGAGGGUAGAUCGAAUUGCUUGAGGAGAGUCAAAGAUCGGUUAAGGAUUUAGCUCAUGACGUCCUUAUCAACCGACAUAACGAACGAGGAUGGUUGCUCCCAUCUAUGAACCAUCUAUGACAGGUUUACUGCUAGUUGAGCAUUGAUAAGUUGUAUAUAUGUACGCUUCGAAUAUCAUCAUUAUUAUACC